AUGGCACGGCAACACUUGGCCAUUUAUCAAGCUUGUGAGGAUGAUGGGUGCGAGGAAAGCACCAUUCUCGUAGCCAUGGAAGCUGCCAUCGCAGACGGUGUCAAUGUGUUAUCACUCUCUCUUGGAGGACAAGAGGAGCCUUACUUUGCAGACGAGAUAGCAAUCGGUGCUUUUCGAGCAAUCCAGAACGGGAUCAUUGUCAGCUGUGCCGCUGGCAAUGGAGGACCGUUCCAUGGUACGCUAUUAAAUACCGCACCAUGGAUUUUGACGGUGGGUGUGAGCACAAUUGACCGCAGUUUUAGGUCUAUAGCUGUGCUUGGUAACAAUUCACAGUUUGAUGGUGUAUCAGUCCAUCAACCUAAGGUUCUUUCAAGGACAUUGAUACCCCUAGUACGUUUGGCAGCUAGAAAAUGUGCCCGUGGCACAUUGAACAAGACUCUUGUUGUUGGCAAGGUGGUAUUGUACAAAGCUGAUGAACCCUUCGAAACAUUUAAUUUGAGGCAGGGCAUAAGAGAUGCUGAUGGGGCAGCAAUAAUAGUGGUCAACGGAGACACAGACUUGUGUGCUACCUCACCUCAAGUUGAUGUGAUUCCCACUACUAUAGUGAGUCUUGUUGUCGGGGAAGCGAUAAAGGAGUAUAUAAACUCUACAUUUGCACCUACUGCCAUGAUAGCAUUCGAAGGUGUCAGCAUUCUUGCUGCCUGGCCUUCCUUUGUGGACAACAGCAAAAAUUCAACUGCUUCAUUCAAGUUACAAUGUGGAACCUCAAUGUCAACACCUCACCUGAGUGGCAUUGCAGCCUUAAUACAAAGUUUGCAUCCCGAUUGGUCGCCUGCUGCCGUUAAAUCUGCUAUUAUGACCAGUGCUGACUUCUUGAACCAUGAUGGGAGCCUUAUCCUUGAUGAGAGGAUGCUUCUUGCAAAUUUAUUUGCAAUUGGUGCUGGCCAUGUAAAUCCGGCAAGAGUUGCUGACGCUGGAUUGGUUUAUGACAUCCAUCCUGAGGAUUAUCUUCAAUACUUGUGCGGUUUCAAUACUUGUGUGUUGGGGUCUGAUACUCAGACAUAUAGAAGAACGGCGAUGAAUGUGGACAAGACCUACUUAGUUUACAACAAUCUGAUCACAUCCAUCCCAAGGAUCGAUAUUGUCGUAUAUCCAACUGUCCUGCGGUUCACAAGAAUGAACCAAAAGAUUACAUAUCAGAUCAGCUUCAAAGAACAGACAGGUUCGAAAAUGCUACUUACAUGCAGGGCUCAUCGCCUGGAGCUCAAAGCAGCACUCUGUGAGAAGUCCCAUUUUGAUUAA
Messenger RNA from Coffea arabica (coffee), 1302 nucleotides. NCBI's taxonomy places the organism in Eukaryota, Viridiplantae, Streptophyta, Magnoliopsida, Gentianales, Rubiaceae. The record is from RefSeq and is a predicted model, not a curated record.